Molecule: messenger RNA, 1599 nt
Organism: Oikopleura dioica
Lineage: Eukaryota; Metazoa; Chordata; Appendicularia; Copelata; Oikopleuridae
Source: the annotation of a GenBank genome assembly
AUGUUGCGGACGGCCUUGAGAACUUCCGCUCAUUUGAAAUCUCAGUACAGACUGACUUCCAUAUUAUACACGAGAGAUCAUUACUGGGUCCAAAAAGAAACGAAGAACGCGACGCACUUCAAAGUAGGUCUUUCUGACUAUGCGCAGGACUCGUAUGGCGACUUCGUGAUGGUCGAGAUCGAUAGACUUAAUGAGGAGAAAAUCCACGUGAAGGAAAAGCCCCUGAACAAUAUCAAGAAGUUAUUCAAGCGAGAAAACUCGGAGCUACUUUCGGCGAAAGCAGUAACACGCGAAGAAGAAGAGCGAAAACGAAUUCUCGAUGACAAUUCUCUGCUCACAAGGACUGGCGGCGUCGAUCCCUCGCUCUGGACUCGGCAGGAGCCCGUUUUAUCAAACGACCUUACUAGCUUAUUUCAUCGAAAGCGUUCUUCAAUGCAGAGUACUGUUUCAUCUCGGCCAAGUUCUUUGUCGACGAAGCUCUCAAACUUGAUUUCGAUUGCACACAUUCCUGAAGCUGAGCGUCGCGUCGAGGAACAGAAAAUCGUAUUUUGGGUUCCUGACUCCGACGUUCCAAUUUGUAUGAACUGUGGCUUGAGUUUCGGCAUUCAAUCUGCCCUUCUUCUUUCAAGGCGUCAUCACUGUAGAACCUGUGGAGCUUUGGUGUGCACAGAUUGCUGCCAACAGCUCCGUUACGACGCGCUGGCGGAGGCGAUCUCAGCUGAGUUAAAUUCAGAGCUUGUGGAUCCAAACGCGGCGGUUAGAGUUUGCGAGUUCUGCUUUCUAGAAAUCGCUAAAAUUGGCACGAAGACAAGUCACAAAGAAUCCGAAUCUAUCAUUUUCAAAGUGUAUGCCAGGUGGGCCAAAGUCAAGUCAGAAAUUGGCAGGCUGACAAGCGAAUUGCAGUAUCACACCAGAGAGCCAAUUUACUUCAAGGAACUUGUUUCCAAGCUUGAAACGGAAAUGCGUAAGUUGGAACGGUUGAGUCAGCAAAUUGGCAACAUUAUCGACGCCGACGAUCGACUCGUUCGUGGCUUGCAGCGCGUAACUUCGCUCAUUCUUCACGAUACGAAGCUGGAAAUGAUUUCAAGACGCGCCCAGCUCGAUCUAUCAUCCAAAACUAAUUCUAGUGUCGCUUCUUCGAAGUCUUCCCCACGCAACUCCCCCUUCUCAUCUGUUCCGUCGACGCCAGCACACUCAUCUUCCCCGAUACGGACCGCUUCGCCUGAGCCUGCGGCAAAUCGUAUCAAUGUAGUAAACGUAAACAGCCAUAAAAGCUCCGGAACGGAUCCUUUCCGAAUCCCUAGCCGCAAAAGCGAGGAUCCUCCUGCGAAUCCCUUCGAAGAUGAAAACGACAAUUACGACAACGAGCUCAAUCCCUUCGCAAACGACUCUUCCUCAAACGUUUCCGAGAAAAGCGACAAGAUUCAAAUGUCUCCCCGAAUCGAGAACAUUUUCGAAGUCGAAAAGGACGAGAAGGAUGUGCAAAUCGAGUUCCUUCUCAAAGAUAUUGAGAGAGCUCGCAAGAAAGGUGAUCUCGAAAAGGUCGCAAUAAUUCAACAAGUGCUAGACCAGUUUCUUCAAGAACAGGACGACAGAUGA